CACAGCAACCGAGGGACCCGUUCGCAAAAUGGCGCCUGCGGAGGCCUCGGCUCGGCUGCUCCUUGUCCGGGGCGGCGGCGGCGGCGGCUCGCUUUAGCGGCGGCUUCGCCUCGCCAUGCUCGUCCGGCGGCUCCUUUGGGGGCUGCUGGCUUUUUUCGGGGCUGGAGCCCAGGAUGGGAAUCCGGGUGGGUAGGAAAGGGCAACGUCCGCUUCGGCGCUUCUCCCGUGCAUUUGUUGGCUUGGUUGUAAGUUGCCCUGAGCGGGAUGAAGCAGCUAAGAAAUUCUAGCAAGAGCAUAUGCGUGACAGGCAGCAAUCUUGCAGGUGCAGGCGGCACCCCGCUUCGUCACCUCGCCGCGCUGGGUAAAAAGCCUCCCCUGUUUUGUUUCUGCCUGCCACGCAGCUGUGGAAGCUCAGGAGCCCGCUCACAAGGUGCCUUGGUUUGGGGAGCAAACAGAUUGACAACCUAAAACCUUAGGAAACGAGGCACUUGAGGUGGCCAGUUUUCUUUUGUCACUCUGCAAAACUCUUUAUUAACUGCUUCCCCUCCCUCUGCCCAGCCUCCCAGUAUCUCAGACCUUGUGCAGUGCAAGUCAGGCAACGUUUCUUUUCCUUGUGCUCCACAGUUCAAAGGGAUCCCACAGGGCAUCAGAACAAAAGGUGCCCCUGUUCUAUUACGUAUUUCUGUAAACUAGCCCAAGAAAAUUUCUUAGACUUACUCACAAAGAGCUUUCUACUUAGAGGGGUCUGAAAUGAAAUCCCUAAAAUGGGGGAAUUGUCUCUAGAUAAUAACAAAAAAUAUUGUGUCGCUUGGAAGACUUAACAAAUUUAUUAUGGAUAAGCCUUUUGUACACUGCAGUCCCCUUCAGCUGAUGCAUGGGGUUAUAGUUAUAUGCUGGAUUGGGUACAGGGAUUAUAAAAAGUGAGGUCAGAGGGAUUGAAAUGCACAAAAGUACAGGCAGUGAUAACAUUUUUUUAUUCCACAAGUGCUAAUGUUGAUUUAUAUUUGUAGGUUUUCAGCCUCCCUUUAUCUACAUGUCUGGGCCUGUAGUCACUGCUUCUUUGGUGAGCAAUCCAUCAGAUGUUUUCAGUAUUGCUGUGGCAGACAAUGAAACAGGUAAGAUUCUUUUGACACUGCUUUUUUCCCAAAUUGGAUGUGUUUAAAUACCAUAGAAAUUGUGGGACCAUUUUGCUGUCUCAAAUAUCACUUGGGACUGAGUACAUGAACUUUCCUACUUCUACCAUCUCUCACAGUGAUGAAGUGAGAGAGAAGAGUAAAUCCGAAAGUAUUCAUAUUGCUCUUUGCUCUCUUCCAGGAAUGUUGCCGCUUGCAGAUUGUACUGGAAGAAACAAAACUGGUGACUGGAGUUUGAAUGUAACGUAUCAAGGGGUUAGUAGAAAAAUCCCAUAAGCCAUCCUUCCAUUGUGGUUCAAUAUUUUAACUGUAUACUUCUUAAAUACUCCAUUGACUCUAAUUUUGUGCAUUUUUGAACUAUGGGAUUAGCCUGUGACUGCCUGCCGUAAAGGACUCCUGCCUCUCACAUAAGCGAAUAUUUAUUUUAUUUGUUUGUUACACUUGCAUACUCUCCACCAAUUAUGUCUUCUGCAUGGUUUGCAAUUUUUUAAAAAAUUACAAUAUACAAUAAAAAAUUUAAAACAAUAAAGAACUAUAAGCAAUACAAAUUGCACAAUCAAUUUAAAACCAACAAGGUGAUAAGAAAUUGAUGCAAAAAAUCAAAACCAUCAAAAAUACAUGCCUGUCACAAAGGCUUGUUAAAAUGAGAACUGUACAGUUAACUUAAUCCCACACAGAAUCCCAAAUAAUAUUUCUUUCUGUGGUUGUUUCACACAUGUAUCACUGAUCAUUGGGUGUUUUCCCACUAGCAUUGCAAUACUAAACACAUUUUGUUUGGUGCUUGUUAAUUAUUGCUCUUCCAGCCCCCCCCCCAAUUUAAUUGACAGAGGAAAAUACACUGACUGGUGUUGAAGGUCACUUUUCCAGCAAGAUGUGUUUGAAAUUUGUGUGAUGUUUAGUAAAUGUAUUACCUGCCAUCACACUGUGUGUUUCAGAAUGUUUCCAGAGUGAUGGUAUCUUUGACCAGGAGUCUGCAGCUGUGUACUUCCAAUCUCACCAAUUGCUGCACAGAAGCCCUCUGUUUGGUUGAAGCUUUGCAAGUCUCGGCUUGUCGAGACUCGGUGGUGGUGGCCCAUCUGUUGAUCCAAGCUGAAAUAUAUGCUAAUACGUCCUCAGGAAAUGUGACAGGAAAAGGAGAAGGUAUUUCAGUCGCUGUUGCUUUAUGUUAUAUUUUAGAAUUUCCUUUUCUGCUUUUCUGUGAUACUCUGUGUGUAUUUUCACUGAGGCUUCAGCCUUUUGAUGCAGCAGUCCCAUUAGACUUCAAAAGUCCUAUAUAAGUAUAUGGAGAAGAAGCAACUUUGCCCACAAAAUGGAAGAACUCCCCACCCUGCACCAUAUUUGCCUCUGUGUGUGUGUGUGUGUGUGUGUGUGUGUGUGUAUGUAUGUGUGUGUGUAUCUAAAAGUUCAGGGAGAGGCAGGCUGGGGAAACGCAGUCAGAUGGGCAGGGUACAAAUAAUCAAAUAAUCAAAAUUAUUAUUAAGAUUCAAAUGCGGUUGAUUUCCCAGCAGAACCAGUGGAGUGGCCCUGCUCCCCAUCUUUUUUCCACUGCAGUCAGAUGGACUGGCUGCCACUAGAUAACAGGUGUGGGGUGGGGAGGAGCGCCUUAAGUUUCAGAGCUGAAGUUAUUUUUCUCCUUUUUCAAAUAGAUAGUACAACAGUGAUCCCCAAUCAAGUGUUUCAGCCACUGGGAUCUUGUCCUUGCAAUCUCACUGCAGGAGCCUGCGAUAUCCGUUGCUGCUGUGAUUUGGUACUAUUUCUACAUUUAAUUUUGAAAACUUUCUUCAUUGUAAGCAUUCUUAGGGGAAAUCUACAAAAAUGCCCUCAAUAUUAUUUGCGAGAGAACUUUGUGUUGUUCUUUAUAUUUAGCACUAUGACACAAUAAGCCAACAAUGGUUGUAACUUCUGGUCUUCAGAAGUUGAACUAAUUUAAUAAGAAGGAAAAAAAUAUGAAAAAAUGUGGCUGAUGGCUCCCGGGGUUGAUAAGCAGCAGGGGUGACCUCCACAGUGUCUGCCCUGCUUACCUUUUCUUUCUUAAAAAGUGCAUGUAAGAUAAGUUCAUGCAGGCCUCUUUGUCCAUCUAGCCCAGUAUUUUCUGCUCUGGAUGGAGUGGAUCUUCUGGGUUUUAGGUGUUGUCUUUGGCCCACUUGCUACCUGUGAUCCAUUUAACUCAGGUGUGGGAACCUUUGGACCUCUGGAUGUUGCUGAGCUAUGACUCCCAUCAUCCCUGCCAUUCAACAUGCUUGGGGAGGCUGAUGGGAGCUGUAGUUCCCCACACCUGUUUUAACUGGAUGUGCCAGGGAUUGAUGAAUCUGGGACCUUCUGCAUGCAGGGCAUGUGCUCUACCACUGAGCUACAGUCACUCCCCAAAGCUUGUGCUUUAUUGUACCACGUCUUUUUAGUUUGGCAAAAAGUAGAACCUUUUUUCCCCUUUUUCCUUUUUCUAGGAAUGCACCUCAGAGAUGAAGCAACUGUUCAAUGGGUCAUGUUUUAAAGGAAUAUUUGGUGGGGAUGUCAGUCCACCUUUUGACCAACUGUGCUCUGUCCAGACGGGGAACAAUGCCCCUGACUGGUUUCCCUUCCUAUGUGUGCAGUCUUCCAUUAACAACACACCUUUCCGGGGUUAUUUUUAUCAUGGGGCUGUGUAAGUAUGGAGGCUUAUCUGGGAUAUGUGCGUUCCUGUGAGAUAGUCCCUAACUAAGUGCAUGCAAGUGACCCAGUUUCUCUCCACCUCUCAUGCUUGCACAGUUUUGUUAUUUUCUCUUUUCACUAUGUUUCCGACAGUGGAAUUACCUCUUCCCACCAAUUCCGUCAUCCAAGAAUAUUUUUAAAAGAAACAAUGAGCACUUUAUGAACCUUUCAUUCUUAUAAAACUUAUUUAUUAAGACAUUUAUAUAUCACCUUUCAUUGUAAAAUAAGUAAGGCACUUUAUAGAAUAAAAUCAAUGCAAUAAAACAGUAAGUUACUAAAAGCACAGAUAUCACAGAUACCCAGAAUUUCCAAUAGAGCCGCUACUGAAAGGCAGUGCUUAGGGAAUGCCAUCGCAAAUAGCUAUGUUUCAAACAACCAGCAUUACUGUAGGUGCCUGCCAUAUCAAAUAUAUUUGCUGCCAUUCAGGGCAGCCUUUGCCAAUCUGGUGCUUUUCAGGUGUUUUGGUCUACAGCACCUAACAGUUUUAACCAGCACAGCUGUGGUGGCUGAGGCUAAUGGGAAUCAUAGUCCAAAAUGUUUGGAGGGUCCCAGGUUGACAAAGGCUGGUACAGAGCUCUUCCUCCCUGUCCUGGUUUUUGCUCAGGUCCAUGCAAGCUGAGGCUGAUGUGAGUCGGUCUAACAACACCUGGAGAGCUUCAGGUUCUCCAUCCCAGCUGUUCCCUUUCUCAGGGCCCCAUGCUUUAUUUUUAAUUUUCUCGCACAGGCUAUACAUUCUCUUGUUUGCUGUUGCCACAGACAGGAUAAUAAAACAUAUUUGGGAGGAGGGAGAGAACCAGCUGCAGAGAUCUUCAAGCUAUUACCCACUGCUCCCUCUUAGUUCAUGUGCUGAGCAGAUCUUGCUACCGCUACAAACAGUAGAAGAGCCUGGCUGUUGGAUCGGACCAAAGGCUUGGCAGCUAGUCCAGCAUCCUGGCUCCAAUGGCAGCCAAGCAGAGUAUGGAGGAAGCAGUCCUCUUCCGUUGUUCUUCCCCUCAAGCUGAUACUGAGUGGCAUUCUGCUGUUUUACACGAAUGCUACUUUUGAUCUAUCAGUGGCCGCUAGUCUGACUAGCUACUCGGCCAUCUGAGCUAGAGGCUAUCAUAACAUCAUGUGGCAAUGUGUUUGAUGACUGAAGUACAGUAUGUACUUCUGAAGGAAUACUUCUUUUUAUCAGCCUUGAAUCUUCUGAUUAGUUUCAUUGAGGGAUCCUGAAUUUGAAAAUUAUAAGAGAGAAAGAAAAGCUCCUCUCUCUGUCCUCUUUCUCCACUCAGCAAGCAUAAUGCUGUGAUUCUGUAGAAACUGAAGGCUUUAAUAAUAUACAAAUGUGGGGUUUUUUUUUAAAAAAAUGUUUUUUGCAGUUCUUCACCCCGAGUUUCUUCAUUUAAAGUACCAUUACAAACCAUCCCAGGAAAACUUUCCAGUGGUUACAGACAAGGAGAUCCAGUUAUGACUGUUCAGAAUGGGUAUUUUACAGUUCCUCAGGUAAUGACAGCCUGCUUGAGUGAGUGGCUCUUUUUGUGUUUGCUUAGAGCAGUGUGAGGGACCUCUGGCUCAUGGGAUAAAUGGCACCCACCAAGCUCCUAAAUCAGGCUUUUGGGAGUCUCCCUCGGUCACGCCCCUCCUUCCAAAACACCUGCUGCCCCCUGCUGUGUAUCCCCUUCGUGUGCUUUCGCCUGGCUGGAAUUUAUCUUUGAACUCUUGCUUGCCUGGAUGAAGAAACACGGGAUGUAGAGGCUGUCUUUUGUGUGGCUGGACUACAGUAUGACCUACUGUACAAAGAUCAGAGCCAAACCCAUUGCUGCUCCUGCUUUUGCUUCUAGCCCUGCUCAGUUUUGCCUCUGACUGCACCCACCACUGGAAUGCAGCCCCCACCCCAAAAUUGUCCACUGAGGAAGUGGCCCCCUCAAGAUGAAAAAAAAGUUCUCUACUGCUGGCUUUGAGCUUGUUUAGGAGAGAAAACAAAUUUCACAAAACAAAUCUGAAGUUCAGCUCUUUUCUUCCUAUGUGAUGCAGCAAUUCAUAGCUGGGCAAUGUGCAAGAAAUGCCCCUGUUGCCUUCCUUCAGAAUUUUGAAGUCGAAUGUCUCAGCGCUUGUGAUGGAGUGGGGAGCACGCCACCUAACAUAGCAAUAAACAGCGGUACUGGAGGUACGUUGGGAUCAGAAAUAAUAGAUUGCUCUUUGCUCCAUCAGAAUGAGGUUGAUUGAAGUGUUAUUUUCUAAUACCUGUGACCAUUGUUUUCAGGCAUGGCUGCCAGGCUUAAACUGUUCUUUAUCUUCAAGAGUAAAAUGAAGUAAAAUGAUGCAAGGUAUAAUUUGACCUGGCUCUUCUCUCAAAUCGUACUAUGAGCUUGCAAACACUGAUCCACCAACAAUAUAUACAUACUCGUAGGUCGAACUCAAGGUAGUGUGCCUAGAGGUCCUAGGUAAUUUCUGACCACAACCUGAAGACCUGCUUAUCUUCAACAAGAUUGCUGCAUUCUCUGCUUUCAGACCAUGCCCUGACAACAAAGGGCACUAUCGGGACUGAUAGUGUCAAGUCAUCUGUUGAAAAGAAGAAAGAACUGCAAGUACCUCCUCCCCAACCAACUGGUUGCUAGGUUCAGGAAUCCUGCUACGCAAGCUGCAUAUCCAUCAUCAUUUUUAUGCUGACAGGCCUGUUCAGUUCAAUUUUCUUUUUUAGAUGAGCCAGUCAUAUUUUGCAUUGUUUUGCAUUAUUUUAUGUAGUGCAAUACCUUGAUAUUUUAUGAGUGGGAGAUAUAUGAAUACGUCUAUGAAUAAAUCAUAAUCUUUCCCCCUGUGCAAGUUAUGCUCUAGAAAACCAUCUGUAUGUCUUAUUCUGCAUCUGGGAUCCCUCUUGCUGCAAUUACAAUCUGCUUUUGUUGCAGGUUGUUUUUCAGACUUGUUGCACUCAAUAAUCUGUUUUCUUGCCAGACAGCAUCAAGCCACAGGUGACCCAUGAGAGGAAAGACACUGAUGUAGGUAGCUGCACUGGCAGAGGUAAGUCUGUGUUCAACUCUCUCUCUAAAUCACCAGAUCGCUAGAGCUUUCUUUAAAUUACAAUGAAAUUUGGAUUUCAUACAAAUUGUUUUUUGUGUUCAGAAUGCAGAAAUGUGACCUUUGGAGAAGAUUAUACAAUCAUAUGGGAAGGCAAGAGAAUAAUAGAAAUACAAGUCACCGUCGUUUCUGGAGCAGUAUGUCCAGAAGGUACCAUCCUUGUUCUUUUUUGCAUUCCUUGCUCAGUUUCUCUCCCACUCCCAAUCCUUGUUGUUUAUAUGGCAUAAUCUUGAGACAUUAUUGGAGUGUGACAUGAAAGAGAAUUUUCAGCUCGGUGGCUGGUAAGAUGGGGCCAGCAAAUCCUGACCCCCAUGUACUUGGUACCUUUCUGAACGUGCCAAAUACUUGCUGUAUCCAGGUCUGCAGAACUUCUCCCACUUGCUGAAGAGGCAGGAGAAUGGAAAGGACUUAAUGCUUGGUCUAUUUCAGUAGGUGGAGCCUCCAUCAACUCCAGUCAUGCAUGCUGUGAGUCAAAAGACCUCUCAGGAGGGCUUUCACAGACCUCUAGCUCUGUGCAGCAAAAGAAGUUCACUGGAUUUGACAUUUGUUUAUCUGAUUUUGAUGAGAAAAGAUUCUGCCACAUGUCUGCUAUAUGCCCCAUUGAAAGAAAAACCAAGCAAAAAAGAGCAGGACAUCCUUUGUGCUGGUUGUAUCAUAUCCUGAGGUUCUUCUCCUGUAGCUACAAAUACUAAAGGGUUGCCCUGUAGCCAUCAUAUAUGCUGUGUAUCCAGAAAAGUGCACACCUUGCCCUCUGCAGUGGUGUAUAGAAAUCACGAAAAGAUCUAUUCAGCUUUGAAAUGAUCUAUAUAUAAACAGAGAAAUAUCAGUGGGUUUUAAAGGAUGCAGUAUUGUAUUAGUUAUCAAAAUUUAGGUUAUGAUUUGUAUGAUAAUUGCUGAAUUAAAGGUUCAACAAAGUGGUAUUCCUCCUUUUCAUUAGUGUUUAUUGUGUAUCCUUUUCCUUUUUCAGAAAUACUGACACAGAAAUUCACAGUCAACUUUGUGAGUGUAAACACUACAAGCAGAGAAGAAUUGUCUGGGAAUCCAGGUGAAAAGCCUCAUUGGUGGUGUUUAUAUGCUCGCCGGAGAAAAUGCAACAUAUUUGUAAUGAUGUAUGUGGGGAGUGAAAAUGUCAAAACCUGAUGCUUUGGGUGUUAACUCUAGGAAGACUUAAGGUUGCAAUCCCAACCCCUCACCUGGGUUUAAGCAUUAAAUUCAGUAAAAUUUACUUCUGAGCAGACAUGGCUAAGGAUGCACUAUAACAUAGUUAUUUGACAGUAUUGCUUGUCGACAAUGAUUAACAUCUAUAAAACUUUACAGAAAACCAUCUCUUUCUGUAUAGGUUAUCAAAUUGGCAAACCGAUUAGAGCAGCAAAUCUGAAUUCUUCCGAUGCUGUCACCAUUUUGCAACUUUGGAAGCCCGGUACUACAUUUUGAUAUGGAGUGUUAUAGAACCGUGAUACAAAUGAACAUUUCAGAAUUAGGUUUAUCACCCUAACACUAAUUUCAAUCUUCUAUACUGUUUGGUUAAGGUAAGCUGCCCAGAGUGGCUGGGGAAACCGAGCCACUUGGGCGGGGUAUAAAUAAUGAAAUAAUAAAUAGAUAAAUAGAUAAAUAAAUUGUUUAUUAUUAUUAUAACAGUGUAAUUGGAGUUGAUAUGUGUUUUGUUGAUUCGAAAUAUACUGUAAAACUAACUAUAAAUAUGUAUUUAUCUGAUCUAUGGCAGAUACAGAGAUAAUUAGACUCUGUUUCUACCUAAAGCCUUAGUUGGCUUUUCUGCUUUUUGCUUCUGAUAUCAUACCACUUUCCUUUGAAAUGCUUCAGAAGGGAAAUACUGAGAUCUGCCAUUUAAAAAGCUUUCCUGAAACAGCGUUAUGGUCUUGGUCCUGGGUAGAAGUGCUCUGUGACAGCGCAGUCACUUCAGCUUGGACUGAAUUAAAACAUCUCUGUUUCUCAUGGAUGUAAAAAGGUGAACUCAGUAAGAUCUCAACAUUAUUAUUUUAUUGUGCGCCUUAGUAAUUUUUGUUUAAAAAUUAUAUUACAUAAAACUGUAAGCAAGAACCUGAAAAAAAUAUGAGGUUUUCUCAAGCAAAUACUUCUGUUACAUAGAUGGCAAAGGCUUGUGUGCAUCGGCAGGUCUCACACCAGUUUUGUUCGGAUUAAAUUCAAUCUCUGGAUGCAUUUUAGAAGUUGAUCUUAAGGACAACUGCAAUCAGUUGAGGUGAGAUGGAGUGUUUUCUUCCCUUUUUCUACUUGUGGAAAGUCUGAAGUGAUGAGGGAGUUUUAAUCUCACAUUGAAAUUCUAUCAUUGGUUACAUUUGAACAUAACACUUAGCCAUGGUUUCUUUUAACCAUGGUUUGUUCAGCAAACCGUGAAUUAUCAAAGAGAUGAGUAUCCAAGCUGCAGCUUGUUUCUCUAAAGUGUGUUUUGAUUUCCUGCUGGUUUUGCUUUGUGCCUUUAGUGUGCGUUGGACAACCAAACCAUGGUUAAAUAGGGCUGUUGUGUAGUUAAAAUAAGCCAUCAACAAAUCAUGGUUUCAAAUUGAAGUUUGUUGCGAGAAAACAGACUAUGGUUAUCUUGUGGGACUUGGUUUGGACGAUAAAACAAACCACACUUUGGCUAAACAAAAAUCCCAGGACAUUAAAGGAGAGCAAUGUUUUCAUCAACAAAGCUGUAUUGGCUUCUGCUACCCUGAAUAAUUUAUUUUCAAGUGUGGAUAAUUGUAAUGUUCCAACUUCCAUUAUUGCAGGGAGAAUGUUACCAAAAGACUUAAUUCGUUGGUGCAAGCUACUCAUGUCGGAAAGAGAGGGAACUCCUCUACUAGCGCUCCAGAUGAUUGGGUGGAAAUUAUUUGUGAGUACCAACAUUCACUAGCAUUGAGUCAAUUGCUGAGUUUUCAUUUAGUUAAGUCAUUCCUAUUAAAAAAUUAAUUUAAUAGCAUAUGGCAUAAUCACAUGUAUAAACAUUUUGAGAUAGUAAAAUUUUAAACACCACAAAGCAUGACUAUUUUUUCCAUAUUAGAUUCAAAGUUGUGCAGUUGAAUUUUGAUAUUUUUUAAAAAAUGAAAUUACAGAAUAAUUGUAAUACUGUUUGAGGGGCCAUCGGAUGCAGUGGUGUCAUGUGGUCCCAGGUUAAAGUCUGAAGACACAUGAGGUCACCUCCUUGCAGAAUCUAAGCAGGUCUGGGUCUGAUCAGAACCUGGAUGGGUAGUUGCCUAGGAACUGUGCGUGUGCUGUCUUGAAGACAGGCAGGAUGUAGAUGUAAGAAAAUAGUAUCUCCAUGUAUUUAAGAGUAUAGGGUUGCUCUGUUUUCUGGAAAGCAUGAUUAAUUAUUCUGUCCUCUGUGUGUUUAUUCAGCAGGUCAUCUCAUUGUGUUCAAUUAGCCCUGCCCCUUAAAAAAAUGAAAACAACAACAUUGCCCCUUUUCCCUUGUAACCUUGAAAGAAAAAGAUAAGCUGUUCAACACUGUUCAGUAGUUCUCAGAACAAUGUUUCCCCCCAUUAACAGAUUUAGAUACGUUUGGUGCAGAUACAAAUGCAAGUUUUGGAGAUUUGAAAGGGAUUUGCCUUGAUAUUCCUACCCACUUGAAUAUUCAAAUUAUCAUUGCUGAUGUUGGAGCAGUAGAAGGGAUUCCACAGCCGGAGAUAGUUGGGGUACAGGUCAGGUACGUAAGAAAACUAGCUAUGUUCGGCAGAACUGCUCUUUCUUUUCUUUCACAAAUUUACAAUGGUUUUCUCCAUUGUGUUAUACUCUGCACUGGGUGAGAAGAGUCUUGGGUCAAUAAAAAUACAUUAUGCAAAUUAAGUAGAUUUGUAUUGUACCAAUCUCCAUUUUCUGCUAGAAGAGGGGCAAUGCAAUGUGUUAUGCUAGACACUUGAGCCCUGGGAAUACUGUAACUUACAGUUAUUUAUUCAAUUCAAUAAAUUCACUACCUGCUCAUCUAGAUGAAGGCAAAGGAUAUUAAGAUUGCUACCUUUUAAAUGUUAGCCUAAUUGAUUACAAUGCUCCCAUCUAAUGUUCAAAAUCAUUACAAGAAAGUAGGCAGUUGAAGUGAAAUGCAAGUGUAAGAUUGACCUUUGUACUUUAAAGCAGAUCUAACUGGUCACCUUAUGUAAGGAUAUUGACAAAAUCAAAGCUGCUAUAACAGUAUGUAGCCUAAUAUUGCAGUGUUGUUGCUUGAGGUUUUGUAAUAUAUAUUUUCUCUUCAUAUUUAGUAUUUCAACAGUAACCUGGCAAGUUCAGUGUCCAAUUGCCUGUGAAGAUAAAGCCAGCUCUCUUUCUAUCUCUGCUGCAGUGCAGUUUAUUAAAAUACCAGCACAACCCCCUGUUCCAAUGACAAGGUAACCCUCUUGGAUGCUAUGUUACUGUAAUUCUAUUAAAUGUGUUAAUAUCUAUGGUUGAUCUGAUUUACAUCCUGUGCCCUUUUAAAAUGUGGUUUUUCUGGGGGGGGGGCUAUUGGGUGGUUGUUUUUAUUUUUAUUAUUUAUUUUGUGGUUUUAUAUCUUGAUUUUAUUCUGUGACCCACCCUGAGAUCCCCAGGUAUAUAAAUCAUAAUAGUAAUAAUAAUAGCAUCAGUUAAACGUUGAAUUUGGCUUAAUAGAAAAAAGGGGUAGUCGUUUUGAUACCUGAGUAGCUUGGCACAGUGUAUUCAUUGGACCGGGGUCACCAACCUUUUUGGAACAGAGAGCACAUUUUGAAUUAUGUGAAAGUCACAAAAUAGCUGCAGUGGGCUGUGACAUAACAAUAUGGCUGCCAUGGGGGCAUAGCAUAACACAGAAUUGGAACAAGUAAACACCAUUGCUGCUCCCCCCCAUGCUUACCAUGGGAAGUCAGCUGUGUCCUGCUGGUCCUGAUUGUGGUGAUCACACAAUAAGGAUCUAUCACACACACAUACACUGCCCCCCUCCCCACUGUCUAUUAACAACAGGUAGCAUUCCCCAGCAUCAGGAAAAAUUUACAAAUCUAAUAAAACAACAUCCAUCUGACUGUAAGACUUUAUUUUAAACUGUUUUGCAGAUUUCAGAUUAACUACACAGAAUAUGACUGCAAGAGGAAUGAUGUUUGCUGGCCAGAACUUCUUUAUCCCUUGACACGCUACUACACUGGUAAAAAGAUAGAGGGAAGCUGGUGGUUUCUUGACAAGCAUUCAGAUGGGUUAUUUACACAAGGGUGUCGAGCCUUGUUAAGGUGUUGCUGGACUCCAAUUCCUCAUCAUCCCUCACCUUAGGCCACUCUGGCUGGGGUUGAUGGGAACUGGAAUCUAAGGAGGUUCCUUAUCCCUUACAGCUUACAACUAAAUAAUUUGUAGGUGUUUUAGUUGGCGGUUCGAAUCCCCGCGACGGGGUGAGCUCCUGUUGUUUGGUCCCUGCUCCUGCCAACCUAGCAGUUCAAAAGCACAUCAAAGUGCAAGUAGAUAAAUAGGUACCGCUCCAGCAGGAAGGUAAAGGGCGUUUCCGUGCGCUGCUCUAGUUCGCCAGAAGCGGCUUAGUCAUACUGGCCACAUGACCCGGAAGCUGUACGCCGGCUCCCUUGGCCAAUAAAGCGAAAUGAGCCCUGCAACCCCAGAGUCGGCCACGACUGGACCUAAUGGUCAGGGGUCCCUUUACCUUUACCUUAUGUACUAAUUACAGGAACUUCCUUGCUCAGUAUCAGUCCGUGCUAUAUUUGCAGUCAGGUGAAUCUCAUUGUGAAAGGUUCAAAUGCGACAUCAAGUAGGGCUUUUACGACGGUGGUUCUGGCUUUGGAAUGACAGGACUCAAGACACAAAUCAGCUAUCAUGUCAUGUUAUUACUACAGUUGAUUACUGUUGAUUACUGUUUCAAACUGUCUUUCAGGAGAACCGUACUCUCAGACUCUUGCCAAAGGCUUGAUGCUGAUAUUUUUCAUACUAGUUGCAGCUGUCCUGAGUGAUCCUUGGAGGAGAAUCCACAGAGCAUGGAAUAAGAGAUGAAUCUUCAGUUACCCAGAAUAAAGCCAGCAUUUUGUUAAUGCUUUUCUAUACUUUUAAUAUGUGGUACUGGAUGAAAAAAAUGUAUAUUUUUCUAAGGGCAAAAAAUAAAAAGAUAAAGUAUUUGCAAAAUGACAG
Messenger RNA from Podarcis lilfordi (Lilford's wall lizard), 12956 nucleotides. The record is from the annotation of a GenBank genome assembly. Lineage: Eukaryota; Metazoa; Chordata; Lepidosauria; Squamata; Lacertidae.